GCGCGGCGCGGGGCCACCGGGAGCUGUAGGCAGAGCGCGGCGGCUGCACUGCCGCUGUCGGCUGGACUGCCGCUCCCGGCGCGCUUCGCGCCGCCCCGUCACGGGGCGGGGGGCAGCUCUGCUGCAGCGGCGGAGCGGUCGCGCAGGAGCCUCUUCGCUGCCUCGGCCCUAUUGUGUGGCGCGGCCGUGGCUCGCCGGUGCCGCCCGCCAUCUUGUGUCGGAACGUAGGGGCAGUUUGCGCCGGGCCGCCGCGUCCGUCUCGGCCGGGGCCUCAGCGGUGGGAGAGGCCGAGGCCGCGACCGCCCUCCUGCCGAGAGGGACCGCGGCGGCGGGCAGUCCCGGUGUAUCGGCCGCGCCCGGCCGGGGCCUAUCCUGCGUCUCCGCCCCUGAGGGCGGCCCCGGGCCUCUCUUCGCGGCCGCUGCUGUUCUCCGAGGAGACAGGAAGGGCUCCGAGGGUGAUGCUCGGCAUUUCGCAGCAGGAGGCAGCUAUCGCGCCCAGACGAGCUUGGUAGCCACUCAGCGCCGGCUCCCGCUCCGUCUCACCGCUCCGGCGCGAAAGCCGAUGCCACCGCUGGACAAGCAGCUGCCCGAGCCGCGGGCGUAGCGGUGGGCGCUGCCAGCGCUGCUCUCGAGGAGGCGGCCGCCCACCGGCUGCGGAUCAGGAGACCCGAGGGCCGGCCCCGAAGAGCUGCCGCCGCUUCCCGCCCCAUCAGGCGAGGGGCAGGAGACCCACCCCGAGUGCCGAGCCGAGCCGUGCCCCGCCCGCCCCAGCCGGCAGGCGAACCGGGCCGUCGCCGCUGCACCAUGAAGAUCAAGGAUGCCAAGAAGCCGUGUAAGGCCGCAGGCUACCGCCGCGCGUUCCGCCACCCAGGCCAAGCCGGGGCAGGCGGCGUGGGGACGUGGGGGCUGGCGCGGCGGGAGGUUCUGGUCCAUGAAUUUGGGAGCUGCAAGCCGAGACACUUCUGAGUCCUCUUUUCCAUGGUUCGGCAUGGAUAUUGGGGGAACUUUGGUGAAACUUGCCUAUUUCGAACCUAUUGAUAUCACUGCAGAAGAAGAGCAGGAGGAAGUUGAAAGCUUGAAGAGCAUCCGCAAAUACCUGACUUCCAAUGUAGCCUAUGGAUCCACUGGCAUUCGAGAUGUUCACCUUGAGCUGAAAGACUUAACUAUUUUUGCUCGAAGAGGAAACUUGCACUUUAUUCGAUUCCCGACUCAUGAUUUGCCUACUUUUAUCCAAAUGGGAAGAAAUAAAAACUUUUCAACACUACAUACGGUGCUGUGUGCCACUGGUGGUGGUGCUUACAAGUUUGAAGAAGACUUUCGCACAAUUGGAAACCUCCAGCUGCACAAACUGGAUGAACUUGACUGCCUUGUCAAAGGCUUACUGUAUAUAGACUCUGUCAGCUUCAACGGCCAGGCAGAGUGCUACUAUUUUGAAAAUGCCUCAGAUCCUGAGAGAUGCCAAAAGAUGCCUUUUAACCUGGAUGAUCCAUACCCAUUGCUGGUUGUUAACAUUGGCUCAGGAGUCAGCAUUUUAUCAGUCCAUUCCAAAGACAAUUAUAAAAGAGUAACUGGAACAAGUCUAGGUGGAGGGACCUUUCUUGGUCUUUGCAGUUUGUUGACAGGCUGUGAAAGUUUUGAGGAAGCUCUGGAAAUGGCAUCCAAAGGAGACAGCACACAUGCUGACAAGCUGGUUCGAGACAUUUAUGGAGGAGACUAUGAAAGAUUUGGCUUGCCAGGAUGGGCUGUAGCAUCAAGUUUUGGGAAUAUGAUCUACAAAGAGAAGAGAGAGUCUGUUAGCAAAGAAGAUCUUGCAAGAGCCAUAUUGGUCACCAUCACCAAUAACAUUGGUUCUAUUGCCCGGAUGUGUGCAGUAAAUGAGAAAAUAAACAGAGUUGUGUUUGUUGGCAAUUUCUUACGUGUGAAUACUUUGUCGAUGAAGCUUCUUGCAUAUGCACUGGAUUACUGGUCAAAAGGCCAGCUGAAGGCCUUGUUCCUAGAACAUGAGGGAUACUUUGGAGCUGUUGGUGCUCUUCUUGGGCUGCCAAAUUUCAGUUGAGAUACCAGAUGUCACUACACUGAACUGCUUUCCACCGAAAUGACAAUUGUUUAUGGUCGUGGGAACUAAAUCUGGGGAGGGAUGAAGAAAAUAGCAGAUUUUCUGUAACUGUUCUCGAGAAGUGGUUAGCUACUGAAUAUUGCCAUUAUAAAGAAAGGGGUUUCAGUCUGUUGGGCAUUGAAAAAUGAACUGUUCAGGGAUAUUGUUUAUGUUCUAUGGUACACAUGGCCAAUGUUUAACUUUUGAUAUGCAGUGCAUCCUCUGAAAACAAGCUUCCAAAAGUAGGAAUGCCUGGACCUUUAAUUGCUCAGUGUGGAAAUACUGCAAUUCACUCCUGAGGCUUUAGACCCAUCAGAUUGGUAGAAUGAAACGUUAUUUUCAUUAGUCAUACUGUAUUAUAAGCACAAUUUCUCAUGUGUAUUUACAGAAAACAAUUGUAAAACCAGUAAGGUACUGUCUGCAAGAUGAGGAAACUCCCACAGUGAGAAUAGUCAUUAUUUUAUGUGUAAUGGGAAAGAUACUAGUGCUUUAAUUUUCAGUGGGAAGAAAAGACACAGAAAGAAAUCAGCACAAAUAGCAGAUUAAGCAGCAAAGAUGUUCAUUUGCCCUUUCUUUAAAAAUGCUGCAGGUAUUUUAGGAGGAGGUUCUGUAUUUGGUUGAAUUUGGAAAAAAAAAAAGUAAUGAUUAAUGAAGGCAGAUUUUGGAGUUGGGGUUUAUGAUUUUGGUUUCAUUUAUUGGGUUGGGUUUUUUGGGGUUUUUUAGGACAUGACUUCCAAAAUGCCUUCUGGUUCUCUUGGGUCCUUUUAUAAACUCUGACAUUAUUUGUACAGGUAUCACAAAGCGCUAGGGAACUGAAGAAUCCUUCUAGAAUAGACUAAAUAUUAUUCUGAUGCUUAGACUCACUUUUAUGAAGGUUUGGGAAAUUUGUGCUCCAUCUUACAAACCUGAAAAUGCGAUUUCUCCUUAAUUUUGUAAGAUGUGAUCAGAAUCUAAUUAGGUGUUGAAAAUGAAAGGUUGUUAGCUUGCUUUUGUUUUGGAAGCUUGUUUUUGAAAGUUGAGGACAGCAUCAGAGUUUGUAUUGCAGCACCGAAUGGACCAAUAUUUAGUGCACUUGCAGUACAAAACCACUCAUCAAAUUGUGGCUUUGGGAUCAAAUCCAUGCUCUGAAACUAGUCUUUGGGGUUUUCAAGUUGUGACAGUUUUACCAAGUUCAGUUCUGCUACCAGGGCAUGAGUUCUUAAACUUGUAAGAAUAUUACACAGUCAUUGGCUGUAUGACUCUGGACUAAAGUACUACCCAAUUUCUGAUACCAUUUUAAUGGUAAAUAUUUCCUAUAAGUGCAUGAGGAGCAACCAGAAUAGAACAUGUUGAUAUGUUGGAGUUUAAGGUAUUUUUAAAACUGCCCCACUUAAGUAUUGUGUUGUAUUUACAGACACAACCACCUAGUGUGUUAGAAACCUCUGUGCACUGUUUGCAGUCUUCUUUCUUUUCUUAACAUUCAAAGCCACCCACUAACAUCAUGGGAUUUUCUGGCAGGUGGGGGAUAUUUGUGGUCUUUUAAAAGUGACUUUACUUCGAGUAGCCAAUUCCUUAAGGCCAAUGCCAAUCACAAAUGUGCUUUCUUGGUUUCAUUUAAGACAUUGAAAAAAAAGGGCAAAUUUCACUCACAGUUUAAUUGAUGCAAAGCUAAAUUAGAGCACUUGAGAGAAGUGAAUAUAGUUUUUAUAGAAUGUCUACAAAUGCUGUAUACUGUUCCUUUGAAAUUACAAUCAACCAUAGAAAGUAACCUCUGGUUAUAAAACUUGGGAAAUAGUUUUCUGAAGGUUCUGACAUCCUCCUGAAAUUCUUGCAAAACUAAUGGUGUAUAUUUCUUGCAAAGUGAGGUACUUUAAGAACCUGCUACAGCUUGAUUAGAAACUAUUGUUUCUGAGUUCCUUUAGACCAUAUUUAUUACUACUUCACUUCUCCCUUUUUGAUACUAGAAGAGCUGCUCUUGAAGCAGUAGUUAGAAGUUACUUGUAUAUUUAAGCAGAAUGAUGUGUAGGAAAUGAUGGCCUAAUGCCCAUGAUUCACUUAAACAUUUGAAGAUUAAUUGUAGAGAGUUACAGAAUAAACUGAGUAGUUCUUGAACAGCUGUACUGUAUAGAAACUACUGUGAGAAUCAAAAAGUCUGCCCUACCUCUGUUUGAGUUCCCUUGAGCUUCUAAAACAAUUGGCUUCCUUUUGCUGGUGUUAUCAGCAUGAUUUUUACUUCAUUACAAAAGCAACCAGAGAGGUUUUCAAGCCCUACUGUAGAACCACGGUGUCUGUAUUUAAACCACAUUUUUAGGUUUCAUCUCAUUUUCUCAGCCUAAAACCUGUUCCUAGAGUCUCCAAAGAUUGACUUUACCACCAGUAGAAAUGCCAGGCAUCACAAACAGUUGCAGGAUAAGCCUUAAAGUCUUUUCAUCAACAUUUUCUUCUAAAUAGGUUGGAAAAACUUGUUUCUUUUAUGUAGAUAGCUGAAAUAAUGGGUUUACUUUCACCCUUGCCAUUUCUUUCCCUCAAAGCUAAUGAAUGAAACGGCUUUAGAGUGAAUUGAUUCAAUGUGAUGUACUACAGCAGAGAAAAUUCAGGGUUUUCUCAGGGCUACUGUUGUUUUUUCAAGUGGAACCACUUCUCUAGGGCAAAGUUGUGUGGUAUUCUUCUCCAGUAAAACAGAAAGCUCAUUUUGCCUAUGUAAUUGUUUCCAGCUCAAUUAGCCAUCUGAGUGCCUUUUAAUUUUUGCAUAUAAUGCCAAUUUUGCUGGUACUGGUACUUGCAUCUGUGAGGUUUUCUAAACCAGUGUUUCUUACCAGAGAAACAGCAGAUAAUUUGCCAUGCUGAUGAUCCCUUCAGUGUAGCUAAACAAAACAGUAUCAGGUUUCUAGGUUUGUAUCCCUGGAGGUAAUGCUCUUGCAUUUCUUGGUCUCAUCCCUCCAGCUUGUUCUUUUAAUGUAUUAUGUACAGUUUUACUGUAUCAGUAUCUCUGUUAAAGUCAUACAGAUUUUUGGUCACAAAGGUACAGAUUUCUGGCCAAAGAAGCUGAUUUUUAGGUGAAGCUAUUCCAAAUUGAUAUGGCUAUUAAACUUAACCACUUUUAACUUUCUAUCUAUUUUUGCUUAGGUAACUGCAAUUUUUUGAAUGAAAUUGGAACUUCUACAAUACCAUUUUGAAUAUUUAGCAUGCUGGAAUGAACGCAUCUUCAGCAGUCUGCACUGGAGCUAGCAGAGGUUUAAGUAUGAUUUUUUUUUUUUUUAUUAGUAAAGGAGCAAUAAAUUUAAGAAUUCAGAGAGAAGCAGCACUGAUAGACAUUGUCUUACAGUUUGGUCAAGAUUUUCAAAGUGUGUGCAGAAAUCUGACGUACCUUUUGAAGGUCUUUCCCUUCUUAGAGUGUUUUGCAAGCAAGCAAAACACUACCAACACCUCCAUUUGACAGAGCAUGGAAAGAAUGAGACCACACUGUCCCAUUUACUCUCAGCCUGUAUAUGAGAACAAAAGUUCUGUCCUGGCUUCUCCUGAUGGCUUAAAUAUUCCUUCAGCAGUACUGUGAGAUUCCUACUUGCAUCUCAGCUGUUGAUAGUAUACAUGCAAGGUCAUUAUAUUGCCUUUAAGGACUGCAGUACCAACUCUUUGUCUCUAUCCAGUAUAGCUCUUCUUCCAGAUAAGUUGGAAUAACUUCUGAUGUCUAAAUGUUUCAGAAUAUCAGUGGCAUCUUAAUAUUGGAAACUAAUUGAAGUGUCUUAAAUCUAGAGCAACUCUCUGCUUCUUAAAGACUACGUGGUGUCAUAGACAUUAAAUUACAUCAAUGCCUAACUUUACAUUCAUCCUGGUUUUAAAUAUCAUUUUCACUAUUCACAUUCUGAAUACUAAGUGGCUACAAUCCUGAGGAAACAGCUUAGUGAGUUCAAAACAGAAAUGAAAGUCUUUUGAGCUAGUUGUGGUCAGUUUUUUAUCCUGAGUCCAUUUGCAUAUGUCUUGAGACUAGUCCUUCCCCUAGUCUGUGUUUUCCUAGCAACAAGGCUUUCUGCAUCCUUUUUUUUUUGGCUCGUGUAGGCUUAAAAAAACAGCAGUAUGUAAUAAAGCUUUGCUUAGGUGAAAAAGUGAACCAAUACUGGUGAGUCAGAAUGGAAAGACCUGUAGGUCACAGUGCGGAGCUAGGAACGCAUUUGGUGCAUACAGUUACUGCUCUGUUUGUAUUUUUAAUUUCUGACUAACACACACAGUGAGAGGGGGCAGACUCCUCAGUAGUGGACAGAAUGAAUGAAUUAAGUCCUUGGACAUGACCAUGGGAGAUAAAAAAAUGAUUUAUCACAGUAUAAAAGGACAAUUCUCUGGUUUUACUGACAAGACCACCAGUAUUCUGUCAUCUGUGAUAAAAACUAAUUCUUUAAGUUCAAAAAGUCUGCAAAGAAGGCUGUGUCAGUAAUUUUGUUUACUCCACAUACAUAAGGCAUAUGAAGUAUUCUUAAAAACACACGUUCUGAAAACAUCUCAAAAGAUGCUGUAACAUAUUUAUAAUUCAUAUUGUGCUAAUGGAAUAUGUUUGAGCAGUCUUGGUUUGCAUAACUUGAGUGCCAAAUCCUGCUCUCUUCAGUUACUUGAGUAGAUGGUUCUCUUAAAUGAAGACUGUUUUAAACUGAGGAGCAAGUUUUGGCCUCAAGGUCCUCUGCCUGGGGAACACAGUAGCACUACUUCACAUAUUCCUGAUGGUGCUAAAUCAUUUGUUGAAAAUCAAGAUUCUAAAUAGAAACUGUAAAUAAAAUAUAUAUGGCCUGAUCCAUCUGAGGAAGUUGAAGUGUAUCAUUUACAAAUACCUUUCUGGCCUUAUUUCAAGUUUUGCUAUUUUUUUCUUUGCAGUAUGUGGAUUCUGUUUGUUAAUCUGGCAAGUCAUUGACAGGUUUGGCUUCCUGUGCUGCUUUCUAUAAGGCCCAUAACAUUGCCAUUCUGCAUUAUGGUACAGGUGAUAUUCAUUGCUGGUCUGCAGUGUUAUUCUUCAUCUUGUUUUGUCACAAAUGGAAUCCAAUAAAACAGAAUUGGCAUUUUUUCUCUGGUAAAACUUCUGAGAAAAAUAGCCAUUACUGUAAGCAUUUGGGAAGCUGUUGAAAAUGAAAACAAAAAAAGAGUAAAAUCAUUUAAAAAUCUCUAUGUUUUUUGCCUCUAAAAUAAACUGGAAUAUAGUGUGUUGAUUGCUAAUCUUUGUUACAAAUAGCAUUUUGCAGUUCUUCUAGCAUCCAUUUCAGAACCUUGUACAUACAAGUUUUGGGAGGAGCUAUGUUAGUUUCACAUUAUGCAUUACAAAAGGUUUCAGUUAUAAGACUAGCAAAUUAGUAUUUUGAAAUAGAUUACAUCUAGAACUCAUCAAAAUUAAUGUGUUGAUGGUGUAGCUAUAGGAUAUAGAGUGCUUUUGGUAAUCUGCACUUCUUUAUAUUCCUGAGUUUUGGCCUUUUAGCAAGCGAGUGUUUAAUUUUCCAUCUGCUGUGUCCUCCUCUGCAGGCCUUCUAAUCACCAAUCGCUGUCUUCAGAUGUUUGUCUUAUUUAGUUAGCGAAAUGGACAGGCAGCUUUAUAAAUUGUAAACCCUCGUAGGACAGAAGUUCUCUGAAGAGCCAUUUGGUUAAGUUGCCUUAUUCUAUUACAUUGCACUCAUCUUAUUUCUCCACUUCCUUGUUUACUGUUCAGACACUGAAGAUGUGAUGUAAAAAUACGUGCUACAAAUUUUUAUUCCUAAAUUACUGAUGAAUACCUGUUAAUACAGGUCUUGUAAAUGAUAAUCUUUAUGCCAUCUGUAAUACAGCUCUUGUAAAUUGUUUAAAUUAUUUUUCUUUUUAUAGAUUCUCGUUAUUGAAUGUACAGAUUAGAACCCUUUAAUAUGUCACCGAGUAAUUUCAAUGGGGCGCAAAUAUGGCCAAUGCUGUAAUUCAUCCCAUCAAAACUGUAAAUAAUUCUUUGCUGCUUGUUUGCAUGAGUGGAGUUCAGAUUUCAUUUCCUUUGGCAUAACCCAGCUCUGCUGUGACGGGCCUACUUUACACAAUUUGUUUUCCUGGCUUUGUUAUCAUUUGUUCUGUAUGAAUGUUAAAACUUUGUCUUUUCCUAAUAAAUAACUUGAGAUUGUUCA
Molecule: messenger RNA, 8190 nt
Organism: Pogoniulus pusillus (Red-fronted tinkerbird)
Lineage: Eukaryota; Metazoa; Chordata; Aves; Piciformes; Lybiidae
Gene: PANK3
Product: pantothenate kinase 3
Exons: 7
Coding region: 818-2056 (412 amino acids)
Biological process (GO): coenzyme A biosynthetic process
Cellular component (GO): cytosol; nucleus
Molecular function (GO): pantothenate kinase activity; ATP binding
Source: RefSeq, a predicted model, not a curated record